AUGAUUAAACAACAGCAACUUAAGGCACAAAGCACCCAGGUCCCUCAGACCAUUACAUACGCCAUAUAUGCAUAUAAUUCAAAGACGGCAGAACAAACGCAAAGGUUGAAAUAUGGAGAUUUGGAGAUAGUAUUGAAAAAUGACCAUUUCGAAUUCGUUUGCAAGGGUGGUGCAGUGAUAUCAAAUAUGAAAGAAAUUUUAUUUAUGAAUUCAAAAAUUAAAGGAAUAACGGAUGAUAUAACAUCAAUUCCACCAGAAGAACAGAGAUAUUACGCAUUAAAUGCAUUUCCUAAAGUUUUGAAGAUUGGAAGAUUUAAUUUAAAUGAGGAAUUCAUAGAAGGUUUCCUAAACGACAUAAUGAAGAAGGCAGAUAAGGAAUAUGUUGCUGCUGUGUUAGAGAAGAAAGCAAAUUUGGUUUAUGUUAACGAAAAAGAUAAUGAAAUUAAAGAAAGGGUUGAAUGGUAUCAUGAAUGGACAUCAAAGAUUUUAAAAACUAAAGCCGAUACAGGAUGGGUUUCAGGAUGUUUAGACCUUAAAGCGGAUAAGGAAUAUGUUAACGAUGAGUUAGAGAAGAAAGCAGAUAAGGAAUAUGUUAACGAUGAGUUAGAGAAGAAAGCAGAUAAAACUUAUGUUAAUGAAGAAAUAAAACAAUCAGAGGUCUAUUUUACUCCGCCAUUUUUAAAUUUUAUGAAAUCAUCAGAUAAAACCUUUGAUAUAGAUUCUUUUGAAUGGAUAUGUUUCGAUGGAGUGACCAUGUAUUUAUUUUAUACAGCUGGAGUGCUUUAUUAUUUUAAAACAAAUGAUUUUAAAAACUAUGAAUCAUUUACUCCAUCUGUUUUGAAUCCUGAUACACGAAAGCCAAUCAUUAAUCCAAUAAUUUUAUAUGUUGAAUAUAAUAACGGUAAAUUUAUGGGAAUGAUAACGGUUGAAGAUGAUUUUUGCCCUUGUUAUUCAUUUGAUUGUAUCCAAUGGUUCAAAUGUAAUUUAAAUCAAGAUGCUAAAUUUAAAUAUCCAAAUAAUCCUAUUAGAUGUGUUAAUAAUAAAUGGGUACUAAUUUAUGAA
Trichomonas vaginalis G3 is the source of this 1062-nucleotide messenger RNA. RefSeq lists its product as uncharacterized. NCBI's taxonomy places the organism in Eukaryota, Parabasalia, Trichomonadida, Trichomonadidae. The record is from RefSeq and is a predicted model, not a curated record. The transcript has a single exon. The annotation marks the transcript as partial.